AUGGCUGCAGAUACUGUCGCCAAGGCCCCACGUCCUGAGCUUGGAAUGUGGAGAUAUAAGAGAAACGAAGAGAACAGUGGGGAGGAAGAGGAGAAUCGUUUCUGUGUGUUUGUGUGUCUUCAGGUUGCCAGGAAGUCGGUCCUGGAUCAGCUGAACCACAUCCUGUUCUCUGAUGAUCAGAUUCCUGAUUACAUCAUCCUGAUCAACACCACAGACUGGCAGGGACAGGUCUGUCUGUCUGUCUGUCUUCCUGUCUGUCUGCCUGUGUGUAAUGUGUGUGUUCCCAGCUGUAACUGUAACUCCCAGACGCCGCCGCCGGUGAAGGUGGUGCUGGGCGGAGACCAGAGCUACCUGAGCACCGUCCUCGGCUGCUUCGUGGAGCAGCUGGCCAGCAAGACGCCUGAUUGGCUGAGCUACUUCCGCUUCCUCAUCCUCCCCAUCGGAGCCCACCCGCUGGCCAAGUACCUGGCCGCCCUGGACAGUAAAUUCAGCGCCCUGUUCAUGGACGCCAGCUGGAGGGAGCUGUUUGGCCGCCUGGAGCCCCCGCCACUCGAUGUUGUGGGUGUAGCCGGGCGAGUGUCUCAGUAUCUGAGCGGAGCGUCCGUGUCUCACCUGUGUCCGAUCUCAGAGGCGAUGCUGACCUGCAAACACAAGAGCCCCGACGACGACUCCUGCCAGAAGUUUGUUCCUUUCAUCGGGAUGGUGAAUGUCGGCAUCGUGGAGCAGAAACUCCACUACUCCACCUCUGUUCUCCUUUCCUUUGUCUCCUUUCCUUCUCCUCCCUUCCUCCUCCUUUCCUUCUCCUCUCCUCCUUCCUCCACCCCUCCUUCUCCUUCAACCAGCGGAGUGGGGGAGGCGGCCGGUCUGCAGGUGGACUACUGGACCCAGGGAGGAGGAGGAGGAGGAGGCGAGAGGAAGAUGAAGAGCAGUCUGAAGAGCCGCUGCCUUCAGGUGUCGAGGAUCAGCGGAGGAGAGCAGCUGAGCAUCACCGUGGUAACCAAAGAGAAGAACAAGAAAGUCAUGUUCCUCAGUAAGAAGAUGAAGGAGAAAGAGGCGGAGUCGAGGAGUCAGCUGAUCGAAGGAAUCAACAGACUGAUCUGCACCUCCAAACACCAGCACACACUGAGAGUCUCUAUAGACGGUGUCGAGUGGAACGACGUCAAGUUCUUCCAGCUCGCCGCUCAGUGGCCGACCCACGUCAAGCACUUCCCCGUGGGGCUCUUCGGCUACAGCAAGCCCUGACCCCCGGGUCAUGUGACCCCCGAGUCAUGUGACCCCCGAGUCAUGUGACCCCCGAGUCAUGUGACCCCCGAGUCAUGUGACCCCCGAGUCACAUGACCAUCCCUCUAAAGUUGGACUGCUCUGCAUCACACAGAGACACAGACUCAGAUGUAGAAACAUAUUUACGCUCUGCCAUCCUUUAGGUAGCUCGCCAUCAGAACUCCUGUCCCAGAAACCCCUGAGAGGGACUCUUGAGUUCUGGAUGUUAUUUUUAUAAAGCUGUGGGCACAGGCGCCGAUCCAGUGGGUGCUCCGGAGCUCGAGCACCCACUGGUGUGCCAGACUGCCAGCAGGCUCCAUUCAUCUAAAAUUAAACAUAGCAGUCGGUGCUGAGUGGAGCGUCUGUCACAGUGUGAUUGGUUAUGUCGCUGUCAGUCCCCGGCUCCAUAUCCCAUCCACCAAUCACAGCGUCUCUCGGAUGAAAACGCCUCUUCAGUGCCCCCUC
Perca fluviatilis (European perch) is the source of this 1725-nucleotide messenger RNA. RefSeq names its product phosphofurin acidic cluster sorting protein 1-like. The transcript has 11 exons. Gene Ontology annotation, biological process: protein localization to plasma membrane. The record is from RefSeq and is a predicted model, not a curated record. The coding region runs from base 1 to 1242 and encodes 413 amino acids. NCBI's taxonomy places the organism in Eukaryota, Metazoa, Chordata, Actinopteri, Perciformes, Percidae. Gene Ontology annotation, molecular function: transmembrane transporter binding.